Molecule: messenger RNA, 683 nt
Organism: Paramecium pentaurelia
Lineage: Eukaryota; Ciliophora; Oligohymenophorea; Peniculida; Parameciidae
Source: the annotation of a GenBank genome assembly
AUGAGUUCUGAAGAAAGCGAUUCAGAAUAUUAAGAAUUUGUUACCAGCUUUUAUCAUUUAGUCUAAGAUAUUAAUGAAUGUAAUCAUAUAUUUAAUACAAGUUUAGAUUGUGCUAAAAAGUCAAAAGAGAGUAGAACUGCCAGAUUCUUAAAAUAAGCAAAAGCGCGAAGAAGUAUAAAGAAUUCUGUAAUUUAAUAAAGAAACAAAUCAAAUCACAUUUAGAAUGCCAGAAAAUCCAGAUCAAAAUGUUUCAGAAAUCAUUUCUUACAAUAAAAAUUAAGCCGAGAAAUUAGUUAAACCUAUGAGAAAUCAAACAAAAAAUUUAGAAAAUUCUCAAGUUGAACCUUAUAUUUCAAAUGUGCAUAUAAUUCUCAGGUAAAUUUAAUUUUUAUGAUUUAGGGAUCUUAAAUUAAAAUAGCAAAUACUUAGAAAUGCAUAGAAAUAAGUGUAUUUGAAUUUAAUUGAAGAUCAUAAAUAAAAUUCAAAGAAAUCUUAACCUAGAACAUGUUGUUUGCAUAUGUAAAUAUAUUUAUAAAUUUUAUAUCAUUAGAUAUUUAGCUGAGAAAAUAUAUUAAGAGAAAAUGAAAGAGGUAGCUACAUGCUUGAAAUUCCAUGAAGGCCCUAAAAUUGUUAUUCCUCUAUUCAAAAAUACAGCAUAAACUAGAAAGGGAAGUAUGGAAUGA